GGUCAUUUCCGGUCAGGAAGUUAUCGGUUCAAAACAGUUGUUAGCUCGUCGUAGAAAUAUUUAGCAACUUUCAAUGAGUGUCACGUUAAUGAAGUCAUAGAAGUUUUCCGCUACCUGUUAUUACCUAACCUCUUUAACCAUGGAGACCCCAGAGCCCGGGCCGGCGGAUGGAGAGGAGCGUCUGGUGGAGCUGCGACCUCGGACACGCUCCAACCCUGAAGGGGCUGAGGACCGCCGCAGCAGCACCGGCAGCCUGGGCGGCAACAACAACAACAACCCGAACAUUUCCCAGCCUGCGGUGGGUAGUCGGGUGGAGGGGGAGGGCGAGGCGUCGACCAGCGACAGUCCUCCCAGUUCGACCACCACCACCGUCUCAACAGCCGUCGCCCAGACCGUGGUUCCUCCUGCGGCUGCAGUGGCGGCUGCAGCCGGAGCCGCGGCGCCCCUGUCCACGGCAGCUGUUGCAGCCAAAGAGAGGCCGAAGCCCCCCCAGCAGCAGCCCGCACUGACAGCCUCUGUCCCUCCACCAGCAGAGUACCAGCUCCGUGUCCCCCGUGUCAACUGCCCAGAGAAAGUGAUCAUCUGCUUAGACCUUUCUGAAGAGAUGUCAUUGCCGAAGCUUGAAUCUUUUAAUGGGUCUAAAACAAAUGCCCUGAACAUCUGUCAGAAGAUGAUCGAGAUGUUUGUCAGAACUAAACACAAGAUCGACAAAAGGCACGAGUUUGCCCUGGUUGUGGUCAAUGAUGACGCCCUAUGGUUGUCAGGCUUCACGUCUGACCCCAGGGAGCUGUGCAGCUGUCUCUACGAUCUGGAGACUAACAUGUGCGAGACCUUCAACCUGGAAGAUCUUCUCAAUGUGAUCCGCCAGAAGAUCGAGCUUCCGUUGAUGGAGAAUGUUCAGACCAUCCCGCCGCCGUACGUGGUGCGGACCGUGCUCAUCUACAGCCGACAAGCAGGACAGCUUCAGUUCAACCCUUCUGAGGCUGUGAGUAAAAUGCUGCAGUCUCCAUAUUUUUUCUUUGAUGUGGUUUAUCUGCACAACGGGGUGGAGGAGCAGGGCGAGGAGACCAGCUGGAGGGACAACUACACCUCUUUCUGCAACCUGGACUCGAAGGGCGUGUGCUAUCACUUUGAGGUUUCCCUGAGCGGAGCGGCCAUCGAGCUGCACAACUGCAUGGCCAAGCUUCUGGCUCACCCCUUACAGAGACCCUUCCAGAGUCAUGCGUCCUACAGUCUGCUCGAGGGGGACGAUCCCCAGGACAUUGAGGCAACAGUCUGAAAAACGGGACGCACUCACAAAGCACUGCUUCGCUGUGAAAUGUACACACUGUAGUUCAACAGAAAAGGGCCUGGGGGGGGGGGGAGUUUCUAAGUACAAGUCAUUACUGAGGGUUGUUUCCCAUUUCCUGUGACAAAGCAACAAUUCUAAAGAAGGUGGCUAUCAACCAGAGUUCUCUGGAGGUGAAUGAUGAAGUGAUAAAGAGGAUGUCAGAGACUCCAGGAGAUGGAGACAAGUAAAAAGAUAAGAUUAGGAAAGAAUAAAUAAGGAAAGUACAAGCUUAAAACUUUCUCAAACAUACAUCCUUACUGUUUGUUUUUCUAGUUAUGAUAAACUGAAUCAUGGAGGCUUCAACUUCUGUAAUAUUUCCUUCCCCUUGUUAGUUUGGAAGUUUUCCAACUUUGUUGCCUUUUUUAAAAUCUAUUUUUACUUUAUUUUAUAAGGGGUUGUUUUUAAUCACGUGUCACUCCUGUAUGUCACACAGACAGUGAAAGUAUGUACAGUAAUAUAAAUGUGGCCUCGUUUGAUUUAGAUCAUUUUUUCCUUGAAGUGGGCAGAUGGUGAAAAGGCCCCUGGCACAGUCCGUCUAGAUGCACUUGAAACACAUUUGUAUAGAUGAGCUUUUCCUGGAUAUUAAACAAAAAGUCGUGUUGAAUCAUA
Pleuronectes platessa (European plaice) is the source of this 1939-nucleotide messenger RNA. It is a transcript of the gene babam1, whose product is annotated as BRISC and BRCA1 A complex member 1. The transcript is spliced from 9 exons. NCBI's taxonomy places the organism in Eukaryota, Metazoa, Chordata, Actinopteri, Pleuronectiformes, Pleuronectidae. The record is from RefSeq and is a predicted model, not a curated record. Gene Ontology annotation, cellular component: nuclear body; BRISC complex; BRCA1-A complex. Gene Ontology annotation, biological process: double-strand break repair; protein K63-linked deubiquitination; positive regulation of DNA repair. The coding region runs from base 140 to 1279 and encodes 379 amino acids.